Molecule: messenger RNA, 2022 nt
Organism: Colletotrichum chrysophilum
Lineage: Eukaryota; Fungi; Ascomycota; Sordariomycetes; Glomerellales; Glomerellaceae
Exons: 2
Coding region: 1-2022 (673 amino acids)
Biological process (GO): eisosome assembly
Source: RefSeq, a predicted model, not a curated record
AUGUUGGCCAAGGACUAUAAGAUGGUCCCAUCAUGGGAACCCAACUCGAGCUCCGCGGGCGCUAAGGCUGCCCUGAUAGCUUCUGCCUCGGCCAGGAAGCAGGCAUCUGCGACGACCUCUAGCCCGUCACGUCACGAUUCAUGGGGAAACAGCGCCGCCAACCAGGCUUUCAAGCAAAGCCUGUCAGUUCGGAAGCCUGCGCACGCCACUUCGACCGACGGUCUUGGUUCUCUCUCCGCGGCUCAAAGCGCUAUGCCCGCUCCACGGCGGACGAGGCCACGCGCGAAAUCCACGCCUGUACCUAAGGAGUCGUAUCCCGAUGAGUCUAGAGCUGCGGCCAAUGCACUCAGUGCUGCCACUGCCGCUCACAGCCCUACGAAGCCCAAGUCACCGACCGAGACUUCCGGCUCAGUACCAUACACCAACCUGUCACGAAAGAUGUUCACCUCUUCUCCCGCCAUCGGUCCGGAACUUGAUGAGCAGAAGAGGGCAGACGUGCUACAUGCCUCCGCUGUGGCUAUGGCGAAGAAGAUGUACAGUCAGCAACAGAAGAUGGUUGACCAAACGCGCGAAGCUCACCGGCAAUCGGGUGACAUGAGCCCUGCGGAUAAUCAGCCGAGGCCCUACGUAAACCUGCAAGAGGCAGCGUAUAAGCUGGCUCAGGAACGGUUGUCAAAACUGAGCGAGGAACACCAACGUAACCGGGACUACCAGGAAUACUACGGCAACGGCAGUUCCGCGAAGCAACCUCAGAGGAUAUUUACCAUGAAGGGCAAGCUGAGGCGACGGUCUUCGAGCGACGGUGACAUCAAGGACGAGGACAAGGAGCAAUCUGAGCGUAUUAGAAGACAGAUGUCCAUCUUUUCCUCCAACCUGUCCAAGGUCGACGAGCAAAAGCGAGCCAAAGACCGCGAAGCCUUGAUGGCUGCUGCGCAGAGGAACGUCAGCGCCAGGUUGCAGGGAAUGGACGAGAAGAUCUCAGCGGAGACGGGCAUGGUGCCACCGAGUACCAUGACUGACUGGGAGUUCAAGGCUCACCUUGCCGCCCAAGCCAAACACUCGGUUCCCAACGAGAACGAGGGCAAACUCGAUAUUGGCGGCGGAAUGUUCAUGGACCAGGCGCUCAUUGAUGAGAUUGCCGCCAAGAGGGUGCAACCUGUUCUCGAUGAGAUCAACGAAAAGGCCGCCAUCGAGAAGGAGAGACAAGAAAUCGCCAAGGCAGAGGCCGAAGCCAAGAAGAGGGACGAAGAGAAGAGGAAGGAACGCGACCGAGAAAUCAGAGAGAUCAAUCGCAAGAUCAGGGAAUCAGAUAAGCAAGAGGAAAAAGAGAGGCGGCAUCGCGAGAAGAUGGAUUCCAAGGCCAAGAAGGAAGAGGAAAAGGCUGCCAGGGCGGAGGAGAAACGCCUUUCCAGCAGCGAGAAGCGCAGGUCGAAGCAGCCCGAGGUCCCUACCGAAGACUCUCUCGAGGCAGGAGAGACCUCCCAGCAGUACGAAACAAGUGACGCGGAUGCGCGGCCCAAGUCCAGCAGGGCAAGCCACACGAAGCCAACCAUCAACACCCAGAAAGAUGUUCCUAGCGGGAGUGACACUGCUCGCUCGCCGAGCGAGAGUGGAUCUCCGACACACAAGAUGAAGGAGUGGCUCAAAUCCCGCUUCUCGCGCCCACGGGGCCGUUCAGCCGCCGGGGAGAACCCUCCCGAGGAGAGGGGCUUUAUCGGCGGUGUCGCACUCACACGCCUUGCCAACGAGAGUGCAACCAGUCUCGAUGGGAGAUCAGCCAGCAUGCGCGAGGUCGCCAUCGCUGGCAAGAGCGGCAGCAAGUCGGUGGGAGAGAGUCCCCGGUCGCCCAUGGGCCAUGACGAUGUCAGCCCGAUCACGAGCGACGAUGAGUCGGAGCGGUUUGUGGAGGCCAGAGACGAUCUCGAGGGGCCCAUUUCGCCGCCGCCCACCCUCAAAGACCCUAGCAAGCACAAGAGCAGCAGCCCGACGAGAGACUCGCGGUUCCGAGAGAUGAUGGAAUAG